This is a messenger RNA of Enhydra lutris kenyoni (northern sea otter), 795 nucleotides long. It is a transcript of the gene PAEP, whose product is annotated as progestagen associated endometrial protein. The record is from RefSeq and is a predicted model, not a curated record. The coding region runs from base 1 to 795 and encodes 264 amino acids. Gene Ontology annotation, molecular function: small molecule binding. The transcript is spliced from 8 exons. Lineage: Eukaryota; Metazoa; Chordata; Mammalia; Carnivora; Mustelidae.
AUGAAGUGUCUCCAGCUCGCCCUGGGCCUGGCCCUUGUGUGUGGCCUCCAGGCCAUCGUCAUCCCCCAGAACAUGGAGAAUCUGGACCUACAGAAGGUGGCUGGGAUGUGGCACUCCAUGGCCAUGGCGGCCAGCGACAUCUCCCUCCUGGACUCCGAGGCCGCCCCCCUGAGAGUGUACGUCCAGGAGCUGAGACCCACCCCCGAGAACAAUCUGGAAAUCAUUCUGCGCAAACGGGAAGACGACAGGUGUGUUGAGAAGAAGGUCUUUGCGGAGAAAACUGAGCGUGCAGCCAAGUUCAGCGUCAACGAUCUGGAGGAGAACGAGGUCUUCGUGCUCGACACGGACUACGACAACUACCUGUUCUUCUGUAUGGAGAACACGGGCGCCGCCCAGCUGAGACUGACGUGCCAGUACCUGGCCAGGACCCUGAAGGUCGACAACGAGGUCGUGCAGAAAUUCGACAGAGCCCUCAAGACCCUGCCCGUGCACAUCCGGCUCUUCCUCAGCCCGACAUGGGUGGAAGGUGGGGGCAGCGGCCACCUGCUCUGCCCAGCCAUGUCCUCAGAGACCCCAGAGCUGACCAGCCCCCGCCAGCUUUCCUGCCGCUCCUGGGCUCUCAUCUGCACCCUGGCCCGCAGGGUCAUGCAGCUCGCAGGGCCCCAGGAGAGGGUGGUGGGCCAGCGGCUGCUGGAGUCCGCUCACCUCCCAGGACAGUGGAAGGGGAGGAGGGGGAGGGCGGUCCUGGCUCAGACGAGCACCUGCCGGGAGGAGAAGCUGAGCUCCCAGGGGUGA